Suricata suricatta (meerkat) is the source of this 2471-nucleotide messenger RNA. RefSeq names its product nucleolar protein with MIF4G domain 1 (gene NOM1). The transcript is spliced from 12 exons. Gene Ontology annotation, biological process: ribosomal small subunit biogenesis. The record is from RefSeq and is a predicted model, not a curated record. Gene Ontology annotation, molecular function: RNA binding; protein binding. NCBI's taxonomy places the organism in Eukaryota, Metazoa, Chordata, Mammalia, Carnivora, Herpestidae. The coding region runs from base 2 to 2317 and encodes 771 amino acids. Gene Ontology annotation, cellular component: nucleolus.
AAUGGCGGCGUCCGCAAGCGCCGGCGUGACGGGCCGGCGAGGGCGCCGGGGGCGCGGACAGCACGGACGCGGGGGGCGCCGCCGACCGGGGGGCGGCACGGAGGGGGCCCUGAAGCGACUGAAGCUAGCGGUGGAGGAGUUCGUGCAGGCCACCUCCGAGGGUGAGACACCCGGCGGCCCCGCGGGGCCCCGGGCGGAGGGGCGCGUGCGCCGGGGCGGGAGGAAAAGCCGCCGAGAGCUGAGGAAGGAGAAGCGGCAUCUGAAGAAGGCGCGCCGGCUGCAGAGGACUGCGGGCCCCGAGCAGGAGGAGGACCGGGAGAUCCGAAAGCUGGAGCGGUGCCUCGGCUUGAACAAGCGCAGAAGGAAGGGCGACGGUAGCUCCGUGCCGCUCAGCUUUGCUCGCGAUGGGCUCGACUACGUUCUGGGAGCCCUGGGGUCCGGAGGAACUAGCGGCUUGUACGAAGGCAGUAGUGACGACGAGGCAGAGGACGCCGGACAGACUGUCCCCGAAAGUGACUUAGAGAGCGACACCGAGGACGAAAGGGAGGAGGAAGAGGAGGAGGAAGAGGAAGCGGGAGCGCAGAGUGAGGAGGACGACGUGGAAGAGAAGCCAAAAAAAGCGGCAGGAGGGAGAGCGGAACGGGAAAGGGACAGAAAGAGGGUCCGUUUUGCAGAAGAAACGAGGGAAACUCCCUCCGAGGACGCGGACACAGACGCAGCAGCUCAGCAGAACCUUUGCGGAAACGGUGGAAAGUACGUCCCCCCUCACGUGAGGCAGGCUGAGACCGUGAGUGGUGAGAAAAAGGAGGGACUGGAGAGACUGAGGCGACACGUCCAGGGUCUCAUCAACAGGUUGAGCGAGCCGAGCAUGGCCUCCAUAAGCGGGCAGCUGGAGGAGCUGUACCUGGCCCACAGCAGGAAGGACAUGAACGACACGCUGACGGGCGUCCUGCUGAGCGCCUGCGCCCCAGGCGCGGCCAUGCCGGGCAGGCUGGUGAUGGAGCACGUGCUGCUGCUCAGCAUCCUCCACCACACGGUGGGCGUGGAGGUCGGGGCGCACUUCGUGGAGGCCGCGGUGAGGAGGAUCGACGCCGCCUACGGGGCCGGAGGCGGGCACAGGGAGUGCGAGAACCUGUUCGCCGUCCUCGCGCACCUGUACAACUUCCACGUGCUGCACUCGCUGCUUAUCUUCGACAUCCUGAGAAAACUCGUCGGAACUUUCACAGAAAAAGAUAUUGAACUGAUCCUGUUGAUGCUGAAAAACGUGGGCUUUUCACUGAGAAAAGAUGACGCGUUGUCACUUAAGGAGCUGAUCGUGGAGGCGCAGGCCAAGGCCAGCGAGGCGGGUGUCAAGUUCCGGGACCAGACGAGGGUCCGGUUUAUGCUGGAGACCAUGCUGGCGCUGAAGAACAACGACCUGCGCAAGAUCCCCGGCUACGACCCCGAGCCCGUGGAGCGGCUGCGGAAGCUGCAGAGGGCCCUGGUGCGCGGCGCCGGCCUGGGCACAGACACGCAGCUCCGUGUCUCCUGGGACAGCAUCCUGAACGCCGAGCAGACCGGGCGCUGGUGGGUCGUGGGGUCUGCGUGGAGCGGCGCCCCGAUGAUUGACAGCAGGCAGCAGAAGAUCCCAGAGAGGCAGCCCGCGGGCACGGUUAGCGGGAAGAUACUCGAACUCGCCAGGAAGCAGAGAAUGAACACCGACGUCAGGAGAAACAUAUUCUGUACAAUAAUGACAAGUGAAGACUUUCUGGAUGCAUUUGAGAAGCUUGUGAAGCUUGGCCUCAGGGACCAGCAGGAGAGGGAGAUCGUCCACGUCCUCGUGGACUGCUGCCUUCAGGAGAAGAGCUUCAACCCCUUCUACGCAUUCCUGGCCAGCAGGUUCUGUGAGCACCAGCGGAAGUUCCAGAUGACUUUCCAGUUCAGCAUAUGGGAUAAAUUCCGGGACUUGGAAAACUUGCCAGCCAGCAAUUUCUCUAAUUUGGUUCACCUGGUGGCCCACUUGUUGAAGACAAAGUCACUUACGCUUUCGAUUUUAAAGGUAGUUGAAUUCAGUGAAUUGGAUAAACCCAGAGUCCACUUUUUACGAAAAGUGUUAUAUAUGCUGUUAAUGGAAACUGACGUUGAAGACCUUACUUCAAUUUUUACAAGGGUGUGUGACCGCCCGGAGCUGGACGCCCUGAGAGACGGCCUGAGGCUCUUCAUCAGCCACUUUCUGCUGCGGCGGGCGCCGGCGGGCGCGGAGGAGGCCGGGGCGCUGAGGGAGCGGGCCGGCCUGUGCGCCCAGUGUCUGCAGGGCCGGGCCGCGCUGCGGAUGUAGUCUGCGGGGGCACGCGCGUGAGUGCGCGAGGGAGAGCGGCGUUUUCACACCCACGAGGCUCGGUUUUGCACUGAGCGCACGUGGCGCACGUGGCGGGACGGUGCCACGGGCUGCUGUGUUUAAAAUACUGCGUUUUAGAUCAUUUUUAACUUAA